UUUUGCGUCCGGUUCGACGAGUCAUGCUGUUUCUUCCGGUCCAUGCAGACCGCCGUUUCAGUAUCUGUAGGAUUGACGGUGAAGAUGGUAGAUGAAGCUGGUGACAGAGAUGAGUCCUCAAAUGUUGCCAUUAUCAGGGAGGUGUAUGACAGUGAAAAUGCUCAUGAGACAUUUGAAUAUGAGUUAGAGAGAGCUUUAGAAUCAGAAUGCAGUCUAAUUGUUAUCGAACCAUCAAAAUUAGGUGAUGAAACCUCUAGAUGGAUAGCAGUAGGAAAUUGUCUUCACAAAACUGCUGCAUUGUCAGGUCUUGCUGCGAUUGCCACAGGGCUAAUCUGGGGUGAUCGACCAUAUAUCUGUGGUCCAUUAGGUUUUACAUCUAUUAUAACCUGUGGAUUAUAUACAGUCUCCUGGCAAUUUGACCCUUGUUGUCAGUAUCAAGUAGAGACUGACACCAGCAAGUUACCGCACGUAGAGCUAUUAGCUGUUCUAGGUCCAUCGUCUCCAACGUUUCUUGUUAGGAAAGAUGAUACAAGGAGACGAAUUCUUCACACAACUAUUACAUUGGCAGCGUUCAGCAUUACCGCCUGGAGAGUGUAUCAAGCAUUCAAGUGAAAGAAUUAUUACUGGCAUCAGAUGUGACUUGAAUCAGAACGAAACAAUAAGGUGAAUGCUGAUUAUGUGAUUUGAAAAAAACCACAUAAACACAAGUAACAAAUGGCAGAUUUUACAUUGAAUCAGAAUUUUUACAUUGGCAUGUGAUUUCCUUAAGAUUUUACAUCGUUACUCUUUGAACUCCACCUUGGCAAAAUUGUCAAAGAUAACUGUAUAAUUGUAUGAAAUUGCAAAGACCAUAUACAUGCAGCCUCUAUAAUGAAGGAAAAAAAAUAUUGACAUAAGUGUUCUUAGAACUAUGAAAUUUGCAAUGGAUUUAGCAUUAUGUAUUUUUUAGAUUGUAAAUAAAAUAGGUAGACAGAGAAUACAGUACAUAUGGUAUGUCAAAGGGUAUGUUGCCUAGAUUUUCUCACCCAACAGAAAACAAUCUAUGUUGAAGUUAUACGAUAUUAGAACAAUAUGUUGACCACGAAAACUCAGUAUAAUUUUAGACUUUGAUUAUUUUAUUAAUCAUAAAUGUAGAAUAAGAUACCUUAUUUUAUCACAAACGCGCGUAUAAAACACUUUAUCGUUUGCAUCAUUUUUGUCAAAUAGAAGUUGAUAUCGCGAACAUUCCUGUAAAUGUCUAAUAAUAAUAAAAACUAAAGUCCUGUACAUUAUAUAUGUAAACUUUCUUCGCGUAAAAUUUGUGGUCACAUGAACGAAAUUGUUCUCGUCUAUAUGUACAUUGUAUAAGGGCUCAAAAGGUGAAGCGAAAAGUGUACAUAAUUCUUAAUAUUGCUCUAGGGAUUAUAAAUCAGGUUUAGAAUAAUAAUCAAUCUACUUUAACAUCGUUAUGUAUUGAGUAUAGCACAAGUCUGAGAGACAAAGCUGUAAAAUCGACAUUUGGAAAUCCAGUUGGAUUUUGUUCUACAGAGUUCUAUUUUAUACACAAAAAGCGCAGAAAUUUAUUGAACAUACUUCUGUCGAAGGCUUGUUUCUCCAAAUAGAUUAAAUGAAUUAGAUUAAAUUAUUAGAAAGGAGAGUGCACAGAACAAAACUAAUUGUUAUUAGAGCGAAAAAUACAGUGAUAUUUUACUUGAAACAUAUAAAUUUAUUUUCAAAAGCAUCAAAUUUAUUUUUGUACAAUGCAACUACAGGACAGGUUAUGUAAAAUAUUAUAUAAAUGUUUACUGAAAAUAUGUACUCGCCUGUUAAGUUUAACAUUACAUUUAAUUACAUUUUAUAAUAUGACAUAAAUUUUUAUUACUUUUUUUAUAUAUAAUCUACUUCAUUGUAUAAGGACUAGAAACAAGAAAGCCAUAUAAACAUGUGAUCAAUAUAUAAAUUUUGCAACUUGGAAUGGCUAAAUACAUGACAAUAGGUUUCAAGCUUUAUGUUGCAUGUUCUUUUUUCAGGUUUUCAUUUAAAAUAUUGUAUUUAAAAUAAGUUUAUAUACCACUUAAUAGAGAAGAACUUAACAGUGUCAACAAUAAAAGAAAUAAGUUUAAUAACAUUUUAAAUAGUAUCAUAAAUAAAUGUGCCAUCCAUUACUUGAAAAUUAUACAAUACUUUUAUUAAAUAUAUUUCAUGUAUGUCAAAUUUUCAAUAGCUUUCACGUUAUAAUGUUUUAAUAUUAGAAUGUCAUAAUAGAAAAUUAUGUAUAGAAUAUUAAAUCAUUAUGUAUCAUUAAAAUCUUUCAUCAGUUUAAAAUAAUAGAAUUUGAAUGAAUUCUGCGAGUUGUAUCAAGAGAUGGAUAGCACACUCGUUAUCGAAACAUUUCACUUUCAAUUUCGGUUACAGUUUCAUAGUAAUAAAGUGUACAUAAUGUAAAGAUAUUCCACUAGUCAGAGAGUGGCUACGAAAAUAUAAAAUAUACUUUUGAA
Molecule: messenger RNA, 2477 nt
Organism: Linepithema humile (Argentine ant)
Lineage: Eukaryota; Metazoa; Arthropoda; Insecta; Hymenoptera; Formicidae
Gene: Pmi
Product: Transmembrane protein Pmi
Biological process (GO): inner mitochondrial membrane organization
Cellular component (GO): mitochondrial inner membrane
Source: RefSeq, a predicted model, not a curated record